This is a messenger RNA of Schistocerca piceifrons (Central American locust), 3988 nucleotides long. RefSeq lists its product as uncharacterized. NCBI's taxonomy places the organism in Eukaryota, Metazoa, Arthropoda, Insecta, Orthoptera, Acrididae. Bases 98 to 2245 code for a protein of 715 amino acids. The record is from RefSeq and is a predicted model, not a curated record. The transcript has 4 exons.
UGUAAGUUGUCACUUGUCAGAUAGAUGUAAACAAACAGUAUGUGCCGCCUCGUGCCUUUUGUUAAGCGCGGUUAAAAUUGGUGCUCUGUAGUGAAGCAUGCAGGGAACAACGCUCUGGGAAGGAAGCACUUGUCCGCUCUGCAAAACGAAAGGAAUUAAUUCGAAACUGAAGUUUUUCCGCUUAAAUUUACGUGUCGCAGCUUUGUUAUGUAAACACAAAAAGUGUCCAUUUCCAGUGAGUACAGAGUAUCCUGACACAUUUGUCCGUGUUGGUCGAGAUGGCAAGAUUAUACCAGGUUCAGAGUCUGAGAGAGGUUGGCCACAGGAAGAGGAAGAUGAUUCUGAUGACUCACCAUAUAUUUCUGAUACAUCAGAAGAGUCUGUUACAUUUCCAGAUAUUUUCCCAGACGUCAAGACUCUGCAAAAUGUUUCAUCAGAGAAUACAAAUGAUAAAGGAGUCUUGGAAGUUGAUGCAUUUGAUAUAAGCAAUAUUGAUUUUGAAACUGACGACAGUAUGGAUAUAUUCAAACUACGAAAUGAGAUAACUUCCCUAGAAAAGGAAAUUACAAAGUGUGUAGAAAAUAUGAAAGCUGUGCCACCCCAUGUUAACUAUAAAGGUUCUCCAGUGCUUAAUAACUACAGCGAAAAGUGUGAAAAUCCAGGCACAGUGGCAGCCAAAGCUUUUACAAGUUUGGAUGAUAACAUUUGUACUGAUACACAAAGAGAAUCAGGUACAAAUUGCAUUAGCUGUGUGAAAAUGAACGAAAAUAUGAUGGAGCAGAGUAACAGUAGAAACUCUGGUAAUACAAUAUUGCAUGAACAUGAUUCACCUACUAGCAUACCUAGAAGUCUUGAACUUACUGAAGUGAGUGAAGAAUUAGCCAGCUGUAUGCAGCAUUCAGAAGUCAGCGCCCCGAUUUCUAAUAUGUGUAUUUCGAGCCACAAACAUGCAGAUGUUCAGAGUAAGAGCAAGAGAAAUUGUAGAGGUGCAGGCCACAAUGAUGGUAGUGAUCAUGAUGAUGGUUUUGAAGAAGUGAAAAGCACCAGUAACAGUAAUGACAACAAUGUGAAAAAUCCAGAGCAGGAACAAACAAUACUAUUAAUUCCCCAAGAUACAAAAAAUACCGUGGGAAAUGAUUUAUCUAGGGUGUGUGAAUUACAUGCAGAAUUAGUCAUUAGUGAAUCAGUAAGGACUAAAAAAAAUAUUGAUUGUGACAAGGAGAUAUGUAAUGAUAAAGAAGUGGUCAUUAUAUUUGAUGAUGAUAAGAGUAGUGAGUGUAAUGACAAUAAUGCAGGAAAGCAGCUUGAUGGUGUAUCUAUGGCAGAUACCACAAAUCCAGAACCUGAACCCCUGGUGUUGUUAAAUCAUCAGAGUACGACAAAUACUGUAGGAAAUCAUUCACCAGGAAAGCUUGAAUUAUUUGCAGAAUUAAUCCCUGGUGUAUCAACAUUCAAUAAAAAAGAUAAUCAUUGUAUGAAAGAUUUGUGUGAGGAUAAAGAUGUGGUCAUUAUAUUGGAUGAUGAUAAGAAUAGUGUUAGUACAAAAAAUACAGUAGCAAAUGAUUUACCAAGAAAGAGUGAAUUACAGGCAGAAUUAUUAAGUGCUGAAUUAGUACCCAUUCAGAAAGAUGAUGAUGGUCAUGAGGUGUAUAAAAUUGUGACAGUUGAUAGUGAUACAUCAUCCACAGGCUUCCUUGGGGAUUCAAGAAACUAUGAAGUUAUAGAUGUACAAUUAAGUUCGUGUGAAAACCUGGAAUCAACUCGAAACACUGACGGGAGGAAAACUACAAACGUGCAUCACAGUGCUCAAAAUACUAUUGAGCAACUUGAUAAGAAAAGCAGUAUAACUUGCUCAAAUUCAGGGAGUGUAACACCAUCUGUAAAAAUAAAAAUUGUAGAAGAAGAUGGACUAUUUGUGUGCAAAACUGAUCCACAUUCUAGUGUUUCAGAAGUAGAGGAAACAAAGCAGGUUCAAAAUACGUCUGCAAGAAACAAUGCUCAUUCUAAAAACUGUGUUUGUUUUUUAUGUAAAGAAUCUGAUCAGAAGGGCAUCACAUCACAUCUUGACCGGGCACUGGCAGAUAUUUUCCCAGAGGAAUGUCCUACUGAUAAACACUUGAAAGAGAGAGAACUUCGAACAGAAAGAGAAGUCAUGAAAGACUUUCUUCGUUACAUGACUGGAAAUAAUAGCCUGAAGGAUGCCAAAAAGAGUCCCAAAAAGAGAAAACGUAUCUUUCAUCUAUAAUUCCCAACACUGUGUGCAGGAAGACUUCUGUAUAAUAUCAGUAUGUGACUCCAUUCUAAAAGGCAAGUACAAAAAUGUGAGUGAAAUGUGAAUAACUUAUCUUUGAGCCACAUCGCUAAAUGCCUUAAAGUGCAAGAGAAAAGGGAAUGAAGGCAAAAACCUGGAAGAGAAGAGAAUGUGAUACACAGAGUUAUGCGAGAGAUAUGUUAGGGGCAAGAGUGUGGUCCAUACUGACAAAUGUGGUGUUCAUAAGAUUUACUGUAUACCAAACGACUGCCUCUGCCAGCAAAAAUUUUGUAUUUCUUGCUUUUUCUCUCUUUGCAUUGCAAUGAGGCUCCAGUUUUUGAAUUCUAGUCCUAGUGCAAAAUUGCUUUUAUAUUCACUUGUUAUUUAUUUUUAUUGUACUCAGAAGUGUUAUUCCUAUCAGCAUUUUGUUGCCUGGUAACUAGUUAUCUUCAUUUGUUUCAUUCCUUCUAAAAUUCAAUCUUGGCUUAUACUUUGAAUCUCCUUAUUAUUUAGAUUGAAUUUGGCGGUACCUUUGUCACACAAAUAAACUAGUAUCAGACACGUUUUUAUGUAUUUCAAGAAGAGGAUGGGGAAAUGGGUCUCAGGUGGAGUCUAGAGAGCGAAGUUGACAGUACCAAAUUUUAUGGAGCUAUGCCUUACUUUAAUUACCUAAAUUCAUUUCGAUACACUAAUCCCAUUUCAAAAACUAAUCUGUGUUACAUGAGUGACAUUGUGUAUGAAAACAUAACGCUAAAUGAUAACUUCUCUUCAGCACCUAUAGUCAUCACUAACAAAGUCAGAUUUGCCAUGAAAAAUGGUGUAUUUAUUUAUGUACCAAAAUUAUAGACUACUCACAAGUCGCAUAUAAUUUUUUCUUUAUUUUCACAUGUUUCACUCGACUAAAGUUAGCAUCUUCAGAAAUUACAUAGCAAGGGCUACAUGAUACAAGUAUGGGGCUAUGUGUAGUGGCGCUGUCAUAUGUAAAUAUACAUAGCCUGAUAUUUGUAAAGUGUGGUCCUCGGCUACAUAAUUUCUGAAGAUUUUUAUUUUGGUCGAAUGAAAAAUGUAAAAAUAAAGACAAAGUUAUAUGUGGCUUGUGGCUGAUCCACAAUUUUAAUUUAUAAUUGUCACUGUUUCUCUGCAAGCAGAUGCAUGUGGUCACUACCAGGUGAAGAAGUAUGAAACUGGAAUUUGGUUGCAAUAAUGACACGUCUGUUGUUUAAAACUGAUAAACAUUGUUUCAUUCAAAAUAAUCUCCAUUGCUAUUUAUACAUUUCUCCCACUUCUCUGGCAAGAUAUGAAUGCCACGCAAAAGAAAAACAGUUCUUUUGAAGUGAACCAGUCAUUGAGCAAUUUUCGUACUACUGCAUACGAAUUGAAAUGUUGUUCAACUAGAGCAUGUCCCAGUGAUGCAAAUAGAUGUGAAUCAGAUGGAGCCAAGUCUGGAGAAUAAGCUGCAUGCCCUAGUAUUUCCCAACUGAAUGCCUCGAUCGUUCCCUGACCCGUUUUGCUGUGAGUGACCAUGGAACAAUAUGACUUUGUGUUGCCUUUUUCCAUAUUCCUGUCAUUUUUCAUGUAAUACUCAAUUUAAAUCUAUCUUUUGCUGUCAGUAGUGAUCAGUGUUAAUGGUUUCACCAGGUUUUAGCAGCUCAUAAUAGAUGACACUCUUCUGAUCCCACCAAACACUGAGCACUGUUUUCUUUCCAAAGUGAUUUGGUCUUGGAGUGGGUGUCGAUG